AGUUCCGGCUGACGUCAUUCUGUGUUUACUUUAUUUUCCUUUCGUUAAAUCUACUUAUAUUCAUUUCUAUAUAAUAUUUUUGUUCAUAUUUAUUUUGAAAAUCAACUGUAAAACAUAUUUAUUCCGUGUGAAAUAGCACCAGGGAUACAGACGAGCAUGCAUAGGAGGUAUAUCCCAUAUUCGCCUGUAACCUGUGUUCUUCUGAAACAAAGAUGGGACAAUGUUGUCUUUAAAAGCCACAGAAAGAAAGUUCGUGCAGCGAAGGCUGUGAUUGACAACAAGACUCCAAGAGAAUAUCGUCAUGUGAUUAUCAAACUUAAAAAACAUCAGUAUGAGGCAGAGAGGGAAGAAGUUAUCAACCGAGACAAUCAAGACUUGUAUAGAAAGAUGGACCAUAUCAUGCGUACAGGUGGACGGACAGAUCACAAAAAUACCUCGCUAUGCUACAGUAAAAGGAACAAGAAAUGAUACAUCAUUUGCUGAGAGGGAUGAAGCGGGAGAGAGAGAGAGAGAGGAUGUACUUUUGACAGUCGCAAUUUAUUUUUUUAAGAGUAAAAAUCUUCAGCAUUAAUCAGAUUUUAUCGAAAACGUUC
Molecule: messenger RNA, 593 nt
Organism: Ruditapes philippinarum (Manila clam)
Lineage: Eukaryota; Metazoa; Mollusca; Bivalvia; Venerida; Veneridae
Exons: 4
Coding region: 157-468 (103 amino acids)
Source: RefSeq, a predicted model, not a curated record